This is a messenger RNA of Penicillium vulpinum, 1527 nucleotides long. Its product is annotated as copper fist DNA-binding domain-containing protein. Gene Ontology annotation, biological process: intracellular copper ion homeostasis; positive regulation of transcription by RNA polymerase II; intracellular iron ion homeostasis. Lineage: Eukaryota; Fungi; Ascomycota; Eurotiomycetes; Eurotiales; Aspergillaceae. The record is from RefSeq and is a predicted model, not a curated record. The transcript has 2 exons. Gene Ontology annotation, molecular function: copper ion binding; RNA polymerase II cis-regulatory region sequence-specific DNA binding; DNA-binding transcription factor activity, RNA polymerase II-specific. Gene Ontology annotation, cellular component: nucleus. Bases 1 to 1527 code for a protein of 508 amino acids.
AUGCUCAUCGAUGGUGAAAAGUAUGCUUGUGAAGCUUGCGUCCGGGGUCACCGAGUCAGCAGCUGUCAUCACAGUGACCGCCAAUUGACCCACAUCAACAAAAAAGGCCGCCCAGUCUCUCAAUGUACUCACUGCCGCGGCCUACGCAAGUCUCGGACAACUCACACCCAGUGUGAUUGCGGCGAUAAGAAGAAGAAAGACGACUGUCAUUCCGGCGCCCCCCAUGGUCGCUGUGGCUGCUGUCAUGGCCAGCGCUGCACUUGUGCACUCAAAAAGGAACACCUAGACACUGUGCCUGAAACCGGUCUUCCCUUCUCUCCGCCCCCGCUUACGAUUGAGACCCCACGGAAACCGCCUCUUACGUCUACCAAAUCGGAAUCGACGCUUACAAUUUUCCGCGAUGGUCAUCAUAAGCCCGCUCACAAGCAUAAUGACAUGGCCCACAAAUGUGGAUUGCCUUAUAUGAUCCCACGAUCACAUACCAUCCACCACCCAACUGACCUACCCCGUCGGUCGGUGGAUCAUUUGCCGCUAGCCCAGUCGGCCUUUGUCAAGGAACCUUUCAAUCUGUCCGAGUUUCCCACACAGACGUCGCAAAACGGUUCUCCCAACAGCGCGACUGUUUCGGGUUCCGAAGACGAUUUGAAUCCCGCUCCUCUCGAUCACUCCUACCUCGAUAAUUUCGCUACCCCGGCACCUCCUGCUCCUCCAUUAGAUCGAUCCCAUGACCCGCUGUCAAAUCCGACAUCUGCGCCUGCAACCAUGGACAAAUUCCCUCUCGAGCAAAUUGUCACCAGUGUCCCUCCGCUUGACGUCUCCUCUUUCGCCUCCUUCCCCACCACGAGCACCAAUUCUCCAAUCACCUGCAUGGCAUUCCAAGAACCUUACCAAGAAUGUUAUUUCACUUCUCCGGACUCCGAAAUGCCCAUGGGGUCUACUGGUAUGGGUGCUCCCUCGGUCGACUGGUCAAGUUUCCCUCUAUACUCCGACCUCCCUGCCGCAACCAGCACGCAAGCUCCUUCAUACGCUAGCUUUGAUUACAACGGAUAUCCCUCCGGUCUUCCAGCGCCAUCAUCCUCCGGAGACAUCUCCGAGGCUGAUGAGUUUGGACCGCUUCCAGGCUUGGGUCAUGCUAGCAAUGACAUGCAUGAUCUGCACAGCGUGAGCGAAGCAUCUGACAUGGACCAUCUUCGCGUCAGCUCUGCAUCCUCAUUGGUCGGUUUACCUCAGACCCGUCUUCUGUCAUCCAAUGACCUGGACUCGAUCAACAUCGAUGAUUUCCUUAAAUCGACCAAUGAGUCCACUGCUGCGCUCGAGCACCAGCUGCAAGCCAGCAUGAUCAUGGAGCCAAAGUCGGUCCCUGCGCAGGAUAUCUACACCGCAUACAAGCCCAUGACGUCGGCCCCGAUUACUAGCGCUCCCUCGCCGCCAUCGGACUCCGUUCCUAUCUGGCCUGGCGCUCUCUUCAAUACUGGUUCCACUUCGCCCAUGGAUGACAACUUCUUCCAACAAUCCUGGGCCCAGUAA